Molecule: messenger RNA, 780 nt
Organism: Anguilla anguilla (European eel)
Lineage: Eukaryota; Metazoa; Chordata; Actinopteri; Anguilliformes; Anguillidae
Product: cytochrome c oxidase subunit 6A, mitochondrial-like
Exons: 5
Coding region: 320-640 (106 amino acids)
Biological process (GO): mitochondrial electron transport, cytochrome c to oxygen
Cellular component (GO): mitochondrial inner membrane
Molecular function (GO): enzyme regulator activity
Source: RefSeq, a predicted model, not a curated record
UUGCCAUAAUGAAUCAUAGCACAGACGUAGACUUCGAUGUCGAUUUUUAAAGAAUUUUAAGAUUUAUACUACUUCUACUUGAAUCUGAGUUACUUAUUUUUUUAUCCAUCUGUUGUGUUUGACCAUGCACUGAAACCAAAUAUAAACUGCAAGUUUCUUGGCUGACAGACAGAUUUUAGUGGGGAGGAGCAUUGCCGUUCAGUCCAGAAAGGUUUGAAGGACAAACAGACAGAGGUGAAGAACGAGAGAAAACCUGGAGACAUACAGACAAACUUCAAAGAAUAUACAAAGGCCCAAAAAUAAGAUUGGAUAGAGGAAAAUGGCUCUGGUUUCCACAGCAACUUUGGCCCGCCGGGCUUUUGCUUCAGCUGCCGAGGGGGCCCAUGCUGGCCAUGGGGGUGGAGCGAAGACCUGGAAGAUUCUGUCCUUUGUGGUGGCGCUGCCUGGCGUGGCUGUCUGCAUGGUGAACGCCUGGAUGAAGAUGCAGCACGGCAGUCACGGUUCAGUCCACGAGUUCGUACCCUACCCACACCUCCGCAUCCGCACCAAGCCCUUCCCAUGGGGAGAUGGCAAUCACAGUCUUUUCCACAACCCCCACACCAACGCACUCCCCACUGGCUAUGAGAAGUCUCAUCACUGAGCUCAGUGUUGCCACUUGUCCGGGUUAUCAUUCACUCUGUACAGUAGCUACUGCAUAGUAGACUGUGAGCUGACUUUACCUACUGACUGCUUAAUGUUGGUUUGUAAAAUCUGAGAAAUAAAGUCAUGUUUUUACAGGAA